AGCAACCGCAACCACAACCGAAGAUGGCAAACAAGUGUUUCACAUUCCCGCUAUCGCACAGCAAUUGAUAAGUGCUGAUCCGAACACACUAACACUGGUUGAUGAUACAAAACUCCUCGGUACUGCACAGCAGCCACUACAAAUAACGGCAGUGCCACAGCUUAUCGGUGUCCCUCAUCAUCACAUCAACAGCCGACACGGAGAAGCCUCACAUCAGGAGACCGGUACUGUUGAGGAAGCUGCAGGAGUGCAUGAGUCGGAAGCUCAUGGCCAAGUUGAUACGCACCGACAGCUGCAUGUGCAUCAUCACCAGCAGCAGCAGAAUUCGCAACAACAACAGCAACAGCAGCAGCAGCAGCAAGCUCAGCAAAUUAUAAUUAUCGUAACGGAUCUAAAUCAAACCACUGGAGCAGUUCUUACCAGUAUGAGUGGACAUGCACGUUCACGUGGUCGUCCACCCAUUUACGCGGCUGCAGCGGCUGCCAUUCAACAACAAGGAGGAAACGUUGUGCUUCCGCCUGGACAAGUUGCAAUAACAUCAACGGCGCCGAUGACUAGUAGUGCCGAAAUCAAGUCGCCGCCAUAUCGGCCAGCUGCUCGCCAUAUGAACCCACCACCGAACAGGCGUGAUAUUUUAGCCGUAGCAACUGCCGCAUCAGUUGGUCCAACAUCUGAACUUACGCCGGAGCAGAAGUUGGAGCUCCAGCGGGCAAAACGUGCUGAGCGUGCAAGGUAG
Messenger RNA from Gongylonema pulchrum, 736 nucleotides. Lineage: Eukaryota; Metazoa; Nematoda; Chromadorea; Rhabditida; Gongylonematidae. The record is from the annotation of a GenBank genome assembly.